Penicillium argentinense is the source of this 2013-nucleotide messenger RNA. It is a transcript of the gene tktA, whose product is annotated as transketolase tktA. Bases 1 to 2013 code for a protein of 670 amino acids. Lineage: Eukaryota; Fungi; Ascomycota; Eurotiomycetes; Eurotiales; Aspergillaceae. Gene Ontology annotation, molecular function: transketolase activity. Gene Ontology annotation, cellular component: cytosol. Gene Ontology annotation, biological process: pentose-phosphate shunt. The record is from RefSeq and is a predicted model, not a curated record. The transcript has 7 exons.
AUGGGUUAUUCUGAUCUGGACCAGUUGGCCAUCAACACCAUCCGUGUUCUCGCGGUUGAUGCCACCUCCAAGGCCAACUCGGGCCACCCCGGUGCCCCCAUGGGCAUGGCCCCCGUGUCCCACGUUCUGUUCAACAAGUUCAUGAACUUCAACCCCAAGAACCCCGACUGGGUCAACCGCGACCGUUUCGUUCUCUCCAACGGCCACGGCUGCAUGCUGCAGUAUGCUCUGCUGCACCUCUUCGGCUACGAGCUCACUAUGGACGACCUGAAGAACUUCCGUCAACUCGACAGCAUCACCCCCGGUCACCCCGAGGCUCACGAUACCCCCGGUAUUGAGGUCACCACUGGUCCUCUUGGCCAGGGUUUCUCCAACGCUGUCGGUUUGGCCAUUGCCCAGGCUCACUCUGCCGGUGUCUACAACAAGCCCGGCUACGAGCUCUUCAACAACUACACCUACACCUUCUUCGGCGAUGGCUGUGCUAUGGAGGGUAUUGCCUCCGAGGCUGCCUCCAUGGCCGGUCACUUGAAGCUGGGCAACCUCAUUGCUAUCUAUGACGACAACCACAUUUCCAUUGAUGGUGACACUAAGUGCGCCUUCACUGAGGAUGUCAUGAAGCGCUUUGAGGCCUACGGCUGGCACACCGAGUGGGUCAAGGACGGUGACAACGACCUCGAGGGCAUUGAGGCCGCUAUCCGCAAGUGCCAGCAGGUCACUGACAAGCCCUCCGUCAUCAAGCUGACCACCACCAUCGGUUUCGGCUCCAAGCUGGCCGGUACUGGCGGUGUUCACGGUAACCCCCUCAAGGCCGACGACGCCCAGCACGUCAAGAGCCUCUUCGGCUUCGACCCCAACCAGAGCUUCGUCGUUCCCCAGCAGGUCUACGACCUCUACCACAAGCACUCCGCCGACGGUGCCGCUAAGGAGCAGGAGUGGAACCAGCUUUUCCAGAAGUACCAGCAAGCUCACCCCACCGAGGGUGCUGACCUCGCCCGCCGUCUCUCUGGCAAGCUGCCGGAGGGCUGGGAGAAGAGCCUCCCCACCUACAAGGCUUCCGACUCCGCUGUCGCUUCCCGCAAGCUGUCCGAGGCCGUCCUCGAGAAGAUCCACGAUGUCGUCCCUGAGCUGCUGUCCGGCUCUGCUGACCUGACUGGCUCCAACAACACCCGCUGGAAGAACGCCGUCGACUUCCAGCCCCCGAGUAUGGCAUUGCACGCCAUGGCCGCUGUCAUGAACGGUCUGGCCGCCUACGGUACCGUUAUCCCCGCCGGUGGUACCUUCCUGAACUUCGUCUCCUACGCCGCCGGUGCCGUCCGUCUGUCGGCCCUGUCCCGCGUCCGUGUCAUCCACGUCGCUACCCACGACUCCAUUGGUCUGGGUGAGGACGGUCCUACUCACCAGCCUAUUGAGACUCUGGCUCACUUCCGCGCCCUGCCCAACUGCAUGGUCUGGCGCCCUGCCGACGGCAACGAGACCAGCGCUGCCUACUACAUGGCUCUGACCUCCAAGCACACUCCCUCCAUCCUGGCCCUGACCCGCCAGAACCUGCCCCAGCUCGAGAACUCCACCAUUGAGAACGGUAUCAAGGGUGGUUACGUCGCUGUCGACACACCCAAUGCCGCUGUUACCCUCAUCUCCACCGGUUCCGAGGUCAGCAUCUGUAUCGAGGCCGCUGAGUACCUCCAGAAGAACCACGGCGUUGCUGCCCGUGUCGUCUCUGUUCCUUGCUUCGAGGUCUUCGACUCCCAGUCCAAGGAGUACCGCCUCCAGGUCCUCCCCGACGGCAUCCCCGUCCUGUCCGUCGAGGCCUGCUCCACCAUGGGUUGGGAGCGCUACUCUCACGAGCAGUUCGGUCUCAACCGCUUCGGUGCCUCCGGCCCCUACAAGCAGGUGUACGAGAAAUUCGAGUUCACCCCCGCUGGUAUCUCCAAGCGCGCCAUCGCCACCAUCGACUUCUACAAGGGUCACUCGGUGCGCUCCCCCAUCAACCGUGCUUUCCAGCAGAUCCUGUAA